AUGUCGGAUUCCAUCCGCGACGCUCAAUCGAGUCGUGCAGCCGCGGAAAUGUUCCUGCUUACUCUGGCGGACGAAGGUCCCAACGUCAACAGGCAGCUAUCGCCGUUGUGGGCUUCACGAGACGAAUUCCAGAGGACACUAGAGCAACCGGGACUUCAGGGGACUUUAGAAGAUAUCGUAAUGCAUGACCAUGAAAACUUAGUGCCAACGUUCGACGGUGCCCCGACGUUAAAGUCAUCCCAUCACUCUUCGGGAAACCCUACACCUGCCCUGUCUGCAAAUAAUAAGAAGAGCAAAUACGAACGCAGCCAAUAUACAUCCAGAGCAAUUACGAUCUUGGAUGAUAUCUCAAAAUCUGUGGAGGCUUGUUCGGCCAAUCUUCAAAGGGAUGCACAACUCCCAGAUGCCCUGGAACACGCAAGAAAACGAAUUGCGCAGCUGCAUCGCAAGCUGGACAAAGUCAAGCGCAAGACCCCCUCCAUUUUGGAAGAGAAGGAACGCAUUCGGCGAAGACUAUUAGAUUUGAACGCACAACUGAACGAGAUGCAAAAGGAGCGGACAACUUCUGGCAACAAUUCCCCUCUUCUCUAUGAUUCCAGCCAUCAUUUUGAGCCCCUCGUUGACAACCAAGAUCCUCCGGCUCAGAUCGCAACAUUUAUUGGGGUUGUAUCGGCAGUGAUGAUAGGUGCAGGUCGGCGCAUGGCCGAGUUUAUCCUCAAGACAAUGCCCAUUAUGUUGCGCAGCGCUUUCGAAAUCUCUUCGAUUGAAAUCGAUAUGCAACAGCAACAUAUCUUGGAUCAAAUACCGUCAACACUGAAUACAGCCCUCUCCAAAUUCAACUUAUCUUCGAAAACCGUUACCUACGCGGUCUGUCCUGCCUGCCAUUGCACAUACCCACCCGCCUUUCCACUGGAUCCAAAUAAACCGGAGUAUCCGUCCGUCUGCAAUAAUUUUCCCAAUCUAGGUUCAGAUCUGUGUGGGAUCCCUCUUUUGGAAAGCGACGCCGAUGACGGGGGGAAUCCUGUUCCCAUCAAAACUUUUGUCUCACAUAAGACAGUUUAUUUAUAA
Molecule: messenger RNA, 1068 nt
Organism: Psilocybe cubensis
Lineage: Eukaryota; Fungi; Basidiomycota; Agaricomycetes; Agaricales; Agrocybaceae
Exons: 2
Coding region: 1-1068 (355 amino acids)
Source: RefSeq, a predicted model, not a curated record